AUGGAAAGGAAAGAAAAGUCAAAAGUCGAGAAGCUGCGAUGCGAUUAUGAUGAUGCGACCCACUUGCCGUGUUAUCGACCAAUCUCGGAUCGGAUCCGAAAUGUGGCGGGUCCGAGAUCUUGUGCCGAGGCGAGCAUCACCAAAGUUUAUUCUUCGCCUCCGCGAUUUGGGAAAGUCAACGCUAACGCCAACGCCAAUACCGACACCGACACCAACACCAACACCAACAUCAACAUCAAGACCAACAUCCCAUCAGCACAGCACUUCCAAAUUCUCCAGCCACCACGACUUUUUAACCAAUUUGUCUGGCUAGUAACGCGACUCCUCCAAUCCCCAACCUUCCACCGUGCCGUCAGGAAGGUCCACAAGAAGGUGCACGAGAUCCAGCGCGGCGAGAAGCUCGUCGACCCCUCCUCCGAGGCGCAGACGCGCGGCGGCACGAACAUCGACCGCCCGCGGCCCGACCUCCGGCGCUUCCUCAAGCACUACAUGGACGAGCUGAAGGAUCAGUUCCGGGGCAUCGGGAGGAGGUGA
Messenger RNA from Drepanopeziza brunnea f. sp. 'multigermtubi' MB_m1, 534 nucleotides. NCBI's taxonomy places the organism in Eukaryota, Fungi, Ascomycota, Leotiomycetes, Helotiales, Drepanopezizaceae. The record is from RefSeq and is a predicted model, not a curated record.